CCGGUGGCGGCGGCCCGCGCGGCUGCAGCUGCAGCAGCGGGGGAGGCGGCGGCAGGGCUCGGGAGGGGGGCGGCGCGGGGGACCGGCGCGUAGCCGGGACUAUGGAGGGGCAGAGCGGCCGCUGCAAGAUCGUGGUGGUGGGAGACGCAGAGUGCGGCAAGACGGCGCUGCUGCAGGUGUUCGCCAAGGACGUCUACCCCGGGAGUUAUGUCCCCACCGUGUUUGAGAACUACACCGCGAGCUUUGAGAUCGAUAAGCGCCGUAUUGAGCUCAACAUGUGGGACACUUCAGGUUCCUCUUACUAUGAUAAUGUCCGGCCUCUGGCCUAUCCUGAUUCCGAUGCCGUGCUCAUCUGCUUCGACAUUAGCCGACCAGAAACACUGGACAGUGUCCUCAAGAAGUGGCAAGGGGAGACUCAGGAGUUCUGUCCCAAUGCCAAGGUUGUGCUGGUGGGCUGUAAACUGGACAUGCGGACCGACCUGGCCACACUGAGGGAGCUGUCCAAGCAGAGGCUUAUCCCUGUGACACAUGAGCAGGGCACUGUGCUGGCCAAGCAGGUGGGGGCCGUGUCCUACGUGGAGUGCUCCUCUCGGUCCUCUGAGCGCAGCGUCAGGGAUGUCUUCCACGUGGCCACAGUGGCCUCCCUUGGCCGCGGCCAUAGACAGCUGCGCCGUACUGACUCACGCCGGGGACUGCAGCGAUCUGCUCAGCUGUCAGGACGGCCAGACCGGGGCAACGAAGGCCAGAUACACAAGGAUCGGGCCAAGAGCUGCAACCUCAUGUGAGGGUCGAGGGUCGGGCAGAAUGUGAGGAGGGUUGGGUCCUCCUGCCUGUACCUGGGUUUUCUGACCUGCUGACCCUAGCUGGGAGGUCAGGGCAGGCAGAGAGAGUGAUUGUCCUGGGCAGGGACGCUGGAGGUCAGAAGGGUGUCCAGUUUCCCCACUUCCUCCUCCCCAGUCCUCUCCACCGGAUGUUGAGGGAGCUGAUGGGUGGCAGGCAUCGGGAGCACGAACUGGGAUGGGGCAGGUGGGGGUUAUGAAAGCUGGCGUCAAACAGUGACCUUGGUUGAGUUUCCUGUCAUCCCCAGUCCCCAUAUCCUGGUUCUGGCUUCCUUCCCUAAGGAAAGUAUCCAUUCUUUGACCUUGUUCUUUUCUUCUCUUCUCACUUCUACAGCUGUUCUCACACAUCCUAACCUCCAGGCAACAUGCACUAAAUUAAAAAGCAAAGAGAAGCCCCUCCCUCAUCAGUCCACCAACCCUAGCUCCCCCCUUUCCCCCAGUAGUCCCCUAAUAAAGCCCAUGUCCAUGGAAAACGGC
This is a messenger RNA of Carlito syrichta (Philippine tarsier), 1316 nucleotides long. RefSeq names its product Rho family GTPase 2 (gene RND2). The coding region runs from base 102 to 785 and encodes 227 amino acids. Gene Ontology annotation, molecular function: GTP binding; GTPase activity. Gene Ontology annotation, biological process: small GTPase-mediated signal transduction. The transcript has 6 exons. The record is from RefSeq and is a predicted model, not a curated record. NCBI's taxonomy places the organism in Eukaryota, Metazoa, Chordata, Mammalia, Primates, Tarsiidae.